Adineta ricciae is the source of this 1722-nucleotide messenger RNA. Lineage: Eukaryota; Metazoa; Rotifera; Eurotatoria; Adinetida; Adinetidae. The record is from the annotation of a GenBank genome assembly.
AUGCCUAAAGGCACAUCAAGAAGAGCACUAACGCAUCCUAUCAAUUUUCCAACAGUACUUGAACAUUUGCCUAAUGAAAUAAUCAUCUCCAUUUUUUCAUAUCUCACCGGCAUUGAUUUGGUAUUAGCCUUUGCCAAUCUCAACUCUCGUUUUCAUUCCCUGACGAAUCAAUACGCUUACUUCUUUGAUUUCAAAUCCAUCAGCAAGACGAAAUUCGAUUUUAUAUUUGCUCAACAGCAGACUAACCGCUCAUGGAAAUCCUUACAAAUUUGUAAUAAUAAGGACGAAACACCUGGACAAAUUCAAUACUUCUGUAAAUUCCACUCUCUGGCCAAUACUUGUCCCCAACUACAAUCCUUAUCUCUCCUGGAUAUUCAAGAUAUUUACAAGAACGAGGAUUUACUGGUUCAAUUAUUAUCAUGUACACCCAAUCUUCAAUCAUUGACAGUCAAACCCAUAUGUGCGACGAUAUUAUCACAAUUCCAGCCAUCACAAUUGAAACGAUUAGUGAUACAUUCAUGCAGAAAUCUCGUAUGGAUGACCGAAUUACGUCAACUGGAAAACCUUGAAUACACGACAGCUGAUGUUGAUUGCACUUGUGCAGCAGUAUUCGCAUGGCCAUUGUCAUUAGAACGAUUACAAGUGAUCUUCACAAGAAAUGAAGAUCUUCGCAUGUUACAAAGUUCCUUUGUUCACUUGUCUCAAUUGACAGUUCUCGAAAUUUAUCAGAAUGCACAGAUACCAGUAUCAGCAUCUCAUACAAUUGGUGAAGUAUGGCAACAACUAAUUAGUUCAUGUUUUCCACUGCUUCGAGAAUUUCGAUUUUACUUUUAUUUGCGGCUUAUGAGCACAGUGGAAUCAAUAACGCAAUCGUUUUCAACACCGUUCUAUUUAUUGGAAAGAAGAUGGUUCGUUCGUUGUGAGAAGUUUAGUGAAUACUCGACAUACACGUAUAGUAUGGAUUAUAAUGCUUACGCAUCUCUUUAUUCAUUACCAUUACUUUUUCAACCUUCGAUAACGAUGAUAAAUGGAUUCUGUGUUACUUCAAUAUCUUCAACAUUACCAAAGGAUUUAAACAAUGAUUUAUUAUACCCGAAUCGAUUCAGUAAUACGAAAAAUUUGGUGUUAGAUAGAAAUCCUACAUAUUUAGACGAAAAUUUUCGUCACAAUAACCUUACUCACUUAACUGUAAGAAAUUCUUUCGCAUCACAUGAAUGGAUGCAAGUUCUAACUAAACUACGUCAGCUGUCACUGACUAAAAACGCGCGAAUAUCGUCGGACUCGUUCCACUAUCUGUUAGACCAUGCACCAGAAUUGGAUACAUUGGUUAUCGACUGUAAUUUAUUGCAAAUAUUAACGGAUAGUUGGACUCAUACGGCUAUAUGUGAUCAUUUAUCGAAGAAAAUUCGUCACUUGAAAUUUCAUUCAGCUAACAAUGCAAGGGAAUGUUUCAACAAACAUAAACUAAGUGGAAUGUUGCCUGUCUUUGCUUCGAAGUGUGAACAUUUAUCUUUAUCGAUUCAAUCCAAACUUGAUCUCGUCAUUAUGACACUGAAGCGAAUGAAAAGACUGCACAGUUUGCAUGUUCAUAUGUCCGAAAAAGAGCAUUUACCGAUGACAAUGGAUUGGUUCGAUGAACAUAAGACAAAAUUCAACUAUUGGAGUAGUUUCCUUGUGCGAGAAGAUCAAGAUUACUAUUUUUGGUUAUCGAAACGUAUUUGA